AACUACUUCUUCUUCUGCCUUUAUUUGAAUAGGAAUACAUAAGUUUUAUUUUUCGUACAAGGUUUUUGGUUUUUUCUUUUUUCUUUUUAAUUGGAUCAGCUCGUAGUGCCCGACCCUCCAACCAAUUAGCAUUAUUCGGUAUUCAUCGCAACCAAAUCGCAUAAAAGACACCGGUCGGGGUCCAUCGGAUUCCCAUUUUCCGUUGAAGCAAGGAGAAGAAUUCCGGCAUUGAAUUAGAUUAGAUCUCCCAGGACAAGACUUGGAUCUUUUUUCGCUUGCUGCGUAGAUCCUCUGCUUCGUUUCUCUGUUAUCUACAUUCUACACACGCAGAUUCUGGCAUCCCUUUGUUGAAUUGUGCAUUUACCCUAUUUCCCUCAACAAAUUUCUCUGCUGAGCCGGACAUUCUUUUAACAUGGGCUUGAAGGCCCUUGCCAGCAGAUAGCAGAAAAUGUGCAUAACCGUGUUGUAUGAGACUACAUUUAUUGUCGAUAACUACUCUAGCUCAGCUUAACUUCUCAACUGCAUGUUGGUUUUCCUGGAGGGGGAUCACAUUUCUAAACCAUGGGAGAGUGGGUCAUUGGAGCAUUCAUCAACCUCUUUGGCAGUAUUGCCAUCAACUUUGGGACAAACCUUCUUAAAUUAGGUCACAAUGAGAGAGAAAGACAUUCUACAAUGGAUGGUGGAGGAAAGACCCCCUUGAAGCCUAUCAUAUACUUCCAAACUUGGAGAGUUGGUAUUCUCUUUUUUGUUCUCGGAAAUUCCCUAAACUUCAUUUCGUUUGGUUAUGCCGCUCAGUCACUUCUUGCAGCCUUGGGAUCUGUUCAGUUUGUAUCCAACAUUGCAUUUGCCUUCUUCGUGUUAAACAAAAUGGUUACAGUAAAGGUACUAGUUGCCACUGCAUUUAUAGUUCUUGGAAAUAUUUUUCUUGUCGCCUUUGGAAACCACCAGUCCCCUGUUUAUACACCAGAGCAAUUGGCAGAGAAAUACAGCAACAUAACAUUUCUUCUUUACUGCCUAAUUUUGAUCUUAGUUGUUGCAUUACAUCACUCUAUCUACAGGAGAGGGGAACAUCUCCUUGUGGUUUCUGGACAAGACCUUAGACCAUAUUGGAACAUGCUGCUUCCUUUUUCAUAUGCUGUAGUUUCAGGUGCUGUGGGAUCAUGCUCGGUGUUAUUUGCAAAAUCUCUCUCUAACCUUCUAAGGUUGGCGAUGUCCAAUGGUUAUCAGUUGCACAGCUGGUUUACAUACUCCAUGUUACUUUUAUUUCUUAGUACAGCUGGAUUUUGGAUGACAAGGUUGAAUGAAGGACUGUCACUCUUUGAUGCAAUCCUUAUUGUUCCCAUGUUUCAAAUUGCUUGGACUUUCUUCUCCAUUUGUACAGGAUUUAUUUACUUUCAGGAAUAUCAGGUGUUCGAUGCACUGAGGACAACUAUGUUCAUACUAGGAAUGAUGUCUGUGUUCAUAGGCAUUUCUUUAUUGGCACCUGAUGAGUCAAGAGGCGGUGAAAUUAAGGAUAUAGAUUCUGUUAUGUCUUCAAGCAAUUCGACUGAAACUGACAGGUUGAUCUUGCCAUCCGAAGAUGUACAGAAUAAAGAGAUAAAAUCAUUUACACAAGGAAUGAUGGUAAAGAUCACAGAUAUGCUAGCCAAGGCAAAGACGACAUGUUUGUUAUCAUUAGGUUUCGGGGAGGAUUCGAUCAAUGCAUCUGCAGUUCUUGUAAUGCCUAUGAUGUCAUCAAAGAUAACAGGCUUUAGAGGAGGUGGGUUUGAUCGGAGUCGGAUAUUCUCCAUGAAAAAUUCUAGUUGGACUAGAGUUGCAAUGGAUGAAGAUAGUGCGAAGAUGUUGAAUGGAGGACCGGUGCUCCCGCAAAGCAUCCGAUAGGGAUAGCAAUGAGCAUUGAUUUUUUUUUUCUUUUCUCAUACUUGUCACUAGUAACACGUUAGCUUUAGGAUUGAUUUGUUCUUGUGAGAUUUGUUGAGCAUAUUGUUGCUCAUAGAAGCAUCACACUCAUACGUUUACUACAAUGUAUAGUCUUUGCUUACUUGAUUGAAAGGAAAGGAAAGGAAAUACUCCUCUUUCUUGGAGAAUGUAAUUAAGAAAAAGAAUACUGCUGGAACGACUUAUGCCCUCGUCGGGUUAUUCCAAAACAAAUUGUUGAAGUUACUACUA
Molecule: messenger RNA, 2169 nt
Organism: Theobroma umbraticum
Lineage: Eukaryota; Viridiplantae; Streptophyta; Magnoliopsida; Malvales; Malvaceae
Product: magnesium transporter, putative (DUF803)
Biological process (GO): magnesium ion transport
Cellular component (GO): membrane
Molecular function (GO): magnesium ion transmembrane transporter activity
Source: RefSeq, a predicted model, not a curated record